Messenger RNA from Helicoverpa armigera (cotton bollworm), 1167 nucleotides. Its product is annotated as pancreatic triacylglycerol lipase. Gene Ontology annotation, biological process: lipid catabolic process. Bases 107 to 1114 code for a protein of 335 amino acids. NCBI's taxonomy places the organism in Eukaryota, Metazoa, Arthropoda, Insecta, Lepidoptera, Noctuidae. The record is from RefSeq and is a predicted model, not a curated record. The transcript is spliced from 8 exons. Gene Ontology annotation, molecular function: lipase activity.
AAUAUAUAUAAAUACGUACUAUCAAUAAAUCUGAUAAUAAUAUUAUCUAGCAAUAAUAAAUUAGCGAGUAAUUAGCAAAUUCUAUUGAUUUAGUCAAUCGUGAGCCAUGUUGAAGUAUAGUGUAGCCUUAUUCUGUGUGUUAGCGGCGGUUUCAGCGCUCCCUCAUGACCCGAUCCUCAGAAAGCUCGACGAUGGAGCUCGCUACCAAUACGUGCAAGGUCCUGAUGGCACUCCUCAUCUAGUAGACUUGUGGAUGAAGGCCAGCGACAUGGCUGAGGCGGCCAGAUAUAACCCUGAGAGGCAGAAUGUCUACCAUCUGUUUACCAGACAAAACCCAACAGUAAGUCAGCCAAUGCUGAUAGGUAAUGAAGGACUACUAGGUCUGAACAACUACAAUCCGGCUAGGCGGACUGUUGUGUUGCUGCACGGCUGGCUCGCUGAUGUCACUUCGGAUUUCAACACUGUGUUGGUACCAGCGUUCCUGUCAGCUGAGGACGUGAACGUGAUCGUGGUAGACUGGAGCGCGGGCGCAGGCACCAUCAACUAUGCUGCUGCCGUCGCCAACACCGUGCCUUCUGGUGAAAGCGUAGCAAACUUCAUCGAGUGGUUGAACUCCGUCACCGGCGCCAGUCCUGCUAUGUACCACAUCAUAGGACACAGCCUCGGCGCUCACCAAGCUGGUAUCAUCGGCAGAAACGUGGGAGGGAACAUCGCUUAUAUUACUGCUCUCGAAGCAGCUCUCCCCGGCUGGAUUACAAACGACAACACGUUCCGACCAUCAGACGGGGUCUACACUGAAGUUAUCCACACAAACGCCGGGGUCUUGGGCUACAUGAGCACUUUGGGGGACGCCGACUUCUACCCUAAUGGGGGAAUUAACAUGCCCGGGUGUAACUCUCAGGAGUGUGAUCAUGCUAGAUCAUACUUCUACCUAGCAGAAUCGCUAACAUCGGCCGGAUUCACCGGUCGUCGCUGUGCUUCGUUUGUCACCGCUAUGACCGGCAACUGUUUCCUAUGGGGGAAUCUUAGAAUGGGGGGAUUAGUGCCGAAGACUGGACAAUCUGGAAUCUUCUACUUGGAGACCAACGCGUCACCGCCAUUUUCACGAGGCUAAGAUAAAAUGGACAAGAAAACUGAACAAAUAAAAUAAAUGACUGAUUUAUCACA